CCAAAAAACCACCAGCAAAUUUUUGGUGGGAAAACAAUACAAUCACAAGAAGCGGCGUCGUUUCAACUGAUGGAUUCCCAAGCUGAACGUCGUUUUCGAACUAUUCACAACCAACUCACUUCCACCGCCGCCGGCGAUCAGGAUCAACCGUCACUUCUCCGCCGUAGAAAUGCCGCCGGCAAAUUCUUCUCCGAGCAAGGAUUUAGUAAUGCGCUCCCUGAGGAACUGAAGACAGGAAAAUGGAAUGUGUACAGAUCUUCUCGCUCUCCAUUGAAGCUUGUUAGUAGAUUUGCAGAUCAUCCUGAUAUUGGUACCUUACAUGACAAUUUUGUGCGCUCGGUUAAGGCGUCUCCAGACUGCAAAUACUUAGGAUCACGAGUUCGAGAAGAUGGAACAGUAGGAGAGUACAAAUGGAUGACAUACGGGGAGGCAGGUACUGCACGGUCAGCAAUUGGUUCGGCACUAGUUUGUCAUAAGAUAACAAAGGGAUCUUGUGUUGGUUUGUAUUUCAUCAACCGACCAGAAUGGCUGAUAGUCGACCAUGCCUGCUCUGCAUAUUCAUAUAUUUCUGUUCCUUUAUAUGAUUCUCUUGGUCCAGAAGCUGUAAAAUAUAUUGCAAACCAUGCAGCAAUUGAAGCUAUAUUUUGUGUGCCAGAAACAAUAAAUCAUUUGCUUCGGUUCUUAUCGGAGAUUCCUUCACUGCAUUUAAUUGUGGUAGUUGGAGCAGUAGAUGGGAGAAUUCCGUCACUUCCACCGUCAUCUGGAGUGGAGAUCAUAUCAUAUUCAAAACUACUUAGUCAGGGUCUCAGCAAUCUUCAGCCCUUUUGCCCACCAAAACCUGAGGCUGUUGCUACGAUAUGCUAUACGAGUGGUACUACUGGGACCCCAAAGGGUGCUGUUUUGACCCAUGCAAACCUGAUUGCAAAUGUUGCUGGUAUGAGUAUCGGCAUCACACUGUACUCUUCAGAUAUUUACAUCUCAUAUCUUCCGCUGGCACAUAUAUAUGAGAGGGCUAUCCAAGUAUUGCUGGUCUAUUUUGGAGGAGCUUCUGGAUUCUAUCAGGGAGAUAAUCUGAAACUAGUGGAUGAUAUAGCUGUAUUAAGGCCCACUGUCUUUUGCAGCGUCCCUCGGUUAUACAAUAGAUUAUAUGCCGGCAUUAUGAAUGCUGUGAAGACAUCUGGCUCACUGAGAGAGAGGAUAUUUAAUUCUGCUUAUAAUGCUAAGAAGCAAACAAUUUUUGAUGGAAAGAAUCCAUCCCCAAUCUGGGAUAGAUUGGUAUUCAACAAAAUAAAAGCAAGGCUAGGAGGAAGAGUUCGCUUGAUGGUCUCAGGAGCUUCACCAUUAUCUCCUGAUGUUAUGGACUUUUUGCGGAUAUGCUUUGGUUGUCAAGUUAUAGAAGGAUAUGGAAUGACCGAAGCUUCUUGUCUUAUAAGUAACAUGGAUCAGAGUGAUAUCUUAUCUGGUCAUGUGGGCUCUCCUAAUCCUGCAUGUGAAAUAAAGCUUGUUGAUGUCCCUGAUAUGAACUAUUCAUCUGAAGAUCAGCCUUAUCCCCGUGGCGAGAUUUGUGUAAGAGGCCCCAUAGUGUUCCAGGGAUACUACAAGGAUGAAGUACAGACGCAAGAAAUGAUUGACAAAGAUGGAUGGCUUCACACCGGAGAUAUUGGAGCGUGGCUACCUGGGGGGCGCUUAAAGAUAAUUGAUAGGAAGAAGAAUAUUUUCAAGUUGGCACAGGGAGAAUAUGUAGCUCCAGAAAAAAUUGAGAAUGUUUAUGCAAAUAGCAAGUAUGUUGCACAGUGCUUUAUACAUGGUGACAGCCUGAAUUCCUCUCUGGUAGCCAUAGUCUGUGUGGACCCAGACAUGUUGAAAACAUGGGCUAUAAAUGAAGGCAUCAAGAAUAAAGACGUGAAACAGCUCUGCACUGAUCCAAGAGCGAAAGCUGCAAUAUUGGAAGACAUGGAUACUGUUGGAAAGGAAGCACAGUUGAGAGGUUUCGAAUUUGCUAAAGCUAUCACUUUGGUGUUUGAGCCUUUUACAAUGGAGAAUGAUCUGCUUACUCCGACUUACAAGAUAAAAAGGCCACAAGCAAGAAUAUACUUUGCUAAAGAAAUAGCAAACAUGUAUGCAGAACUCUCAGAAUCCAAUUCCUCUCCAAAUAAAAUCUUGUGAAAGGCAAAAAUAGUAUAUUGUGGUCUUAUGCUGUUGAAAUAUUGUCCAUCCAUCUCACAAUGAACUUAUAUAUUUAAGUAGUUAAUAUUGACAAUGUGUAAAACAUAUUCUUCUGUAGAACCAAAAAUACAUUUUGAAAAGCUUUCAAUUAUAUUUAUUUUGUUCGAGCUGAAAA
This is a messenger RNA of Solanum tuberosum (potato), 2341 nucleotides long. Its product is annotated as long chain acyl-CoA synthetase 6, peroxisomal-like. Gene Ontology annotation, biological process: fatty acid metabolic process. The transcript is spliced from 23 exons. The coding region runs from base 70 to 2166 and encodes 698 amino acids. Gene Ontology annotation, molecular function: long-chain fatty acid-CoA ligase activity. Lineage: Eukaryota; Viridiplantae; Streptophyta; Magnoliopsida; Solanales; Solanaceae. Gene Ontology annotation, cellular component: membrane; endoplasmic reticulum. The record is from RefSeq and is a predicted model, not a curated record.